Messenger RNA from Penicilliopsis zonata CBS 506.65, 1986 nucleotides. RefSeq lists its product as hypothetical. NCBI's taxonomy places the organism in Eukaryota, Fungi, Ascomycota, Eurotiomycetes, Eurotiales, Aspergillaceae. The coding region runs from base 1 to 1986 and encodes 661 amino acids. Gene Ontology annotation, cellular component: nucleus. Gene Ontology annotation, molecular function: DNA-binding transcription factor activity, RNA polymerase II-specific; DNA binding; zinc ion binding. Gene Ontology annotation, biological process: regulation of DNA-templated transcription; DNA-templated transcription. The transcript has 3 exons. The record is from RefSeq and is a predicted model, not a curated record.
AUGUCGCAGGAGCCGAAUCCUUCCCUCUCCAAGCCCCGUCGCAAGCGGGAUAAACUGCAAUAUUCCUGCAACGCAUGUCGCCAGCGCAAAUCCCGCUGCGACCGGCUCCAGCCUGCGUGUUCCGGGUGUCUCCAUCGCGGCCUCGCCUGUGUCUAUUCGGUCUCGCGGCCGCCUGGAUCCUCGCCGGCGCCCGUGGUCUACGACCGCCUCGUCCAUCUGGAGGGCCUCGUCAAGGCAUUGAUGGCCGACGGGGGGGUCCGCGCCCCCAAUUCCACCGCCAGCAGUGCGCGACCAGAGUCUGCCAGUGAGAAUGAGGCCCUCGACACCCAGUCCGAGUGCGGCAGCAUGCAGAUCACCGAGUCCGAGCUGCGCUAUGUCGCCGGCGAGCACUGGGCGGUCAUCCUGGAUAGUAUCGCCGACCUCAAGGCGCACUGCGACCGCGAGGAGCAGCUGGGUCUGGUCGAGACGCCCCCGGAUCCCAGCGACAAUGAAGCCGCCCAUGUCCGCCAUGCCCUGCUGCUGUAUGGCUGCCACCGGGCGGCGUCGCGCGCCGAGAUCAUUGCGGCGCUGCCGCCCAAAGUUGCCGUCGACCGCUACAUUUCUCGGUAUUUCAACUAUCUCGACCUUGUCGCCUCGGCUGCCGUCCAUGGGCCCAGCUUUAUCCGAGAGUACGAAGCCUUCUGGGCCGAUCCCAGCCGGCCUUCCAUCCUCUGGGUCGGGCUGCUCUUCAGCAUGAUCUGUCUGGCGGUGAUGGCCUCGGACGGCCCCGAAGCCGAGCAGAAAUCGCUGCAGAUCGACCUGUACCGCGAGAAGAUCGUGCAGUGUCUGGUCAUGGGCGAGUACACCAAGCCCGGCCCGUAUGUGCUGGAGACGGUCGUGCACUACCUGUACAUCGAGUUCGGCAUCAACCCGGACGCAGACCGCAACAUCUGGUUCCUGCUGGGCCUCGAGGUCAACCUGGCCAUGCGGAUGGGCCUGCACCGCGACCCGGGCCACUUCCCGCGCAUCUCCAUCCUCGAGGCCGAGAUGCGCCGCCGGCUGUGGGCCACGGUCUUGACCAGCGACAUCCUCCUCUCCAGCCAGAUGGGCAUGCCACGCAUGAUCUGCGACUGGAAGUGCGACACGGGCGAGCCGCGCAACCUCAACGAUACAGAUCUCGGCCCCGAUCUCACCCAGCUGCCCCCUGCCCGCCCGGAGACCGAGCACACCACGGCGCUGGGCAUCAUCGCCCGCCGCCGGAUGAUCGUCGCCCUGGGCGCCAUCGCCGACCUGGUCGACUCCGUCAAGGCCGUCAGCUACGCGGAGAUCAUGCAGACAGACAGGAAGCUGCACGACGCCGUCGCCAGGAUCCCGCCGCCCCUGCGCAUCAAGCCGCUGGCGGCCAGCGUCACCGAUCCGCCGCAGGUCAUUCUCUCCCGCCUCUUUCUGGGCCAUCUCCUCUACAAGGGCCAGAUCAUGCUGCACCGCCGCUAUCUGGAUAUGCCGUGCACCACCACCACCGGCGAUCCCGAAGACCCCUUUGUCUACUCGCGCACGGCCUGUCUCGACGCCUCCCUGGGCACUCUGCACAUCCAGCAGAUCCUCGACGAGGAGACUUGUCCGGGUGGUCGACUGCACGAACUGCGCUGGCGCAUCACCUCCAGCAUGACGCACCUGUUUCUGACCGCGACGAUGGUGCUCUGCUCGCUGCUGCAUCGGGGCCAGCCGCUGGGCGACCGCACCGAAGAGGUGCUGGCUGCCUUACGGCGUGCCCGCACCAUCUGGAUGCGCCGCAGCAGCUCCUCUCGUGAGGCCAAACGCGCGACGGAAAUCGUCAGCUUCACUCUGGCCCGCACGGAAGACGAGCCUGUUGCAGCAUCUACAGAGAUGGACUAUACGGGCUACGCAUGGUCGCAGCCAAUCGGUGCAAAUGAAGGCUUCUCCCCCAUGAUGAACGACUGGUUACAGAUGCAGUGGUUGGGACAAGAUACAUUGUUCCCGGGUUGA